CACCUUGCCGUCGGAUUGAGCAACUCACAAACAUCCUCGUCUACACAACUCGAAGCAAUGGUCGGACCUCCAACUAAGCGCCAGAAGCGUGGCGAAGUGCCUGAGGGGAAGCUGCCACAGAAGAAAUUCUUCCGCCAAAGAGCCCACGCAAACCCCUUCUCCGACCACAACCUAACUUAUCCCGAGUCGCCCACUGCCUUCGAUUGGGCAGAACUAUAUCCGGCAUAUGCAGUUCGAGAUGGCAAGGAGAACCAAGAUGCGUCGUCUGCACAGGAGAAGAGUGUGGGAAAGAUAUCAAAACAGGUCGAAGUAGCAGAUAUCGGUUGUGGCUUCGGAGGCUUGCUGUUCGCAUUGGCUCCUAAAAUGCCAGAGACCUUAUUGCUGGGCAUGGAGAUUCGUUCUGCCGUGACAGAAUACGUCCAGACAAAAGCCAAGGCAUUACGAUCGCAGCAUACCGAAACUCAGGCCUUCCAAAAUGUCGCCUGCUUGCGCGCCAACACGAUGAAGUUCCUGCCCAACUUCUUCACCAAGGGACAGCUCAACAAGAUCUUCUUGUGCUUCCCCGAUCCGCAUUUCAAGGCUCGCAAACACAAGGCUAGAAUCGUCAGCACAACACUAAACUCACCAGGCGGCAUUGUCUAUACCAUUACCGACGUCGAGGACCUUCACAACUGGAUGGUCGAGCAUCUAGACGCCCAUCCAUCCUUCGAGCGCGUCUCUGAGGCUGAGCAGGAAGCCGACGAGUGCGUGGCUGUCAUGCGUCAAGAAACUGAAGAGGGCAAGAAGGUGACGAGGAACAACGGCAACAAGUAUGUUGCGCUCUUCAAACGUCUCGAAGAUCCCGCAUGGCCUUGA
Aureobasidium musti is the source of this 855-nucleotide messenger RNA. NCBI's taxonomy places the organism in Eukaryota, Fungi, Ascomycota, Dothideomycetes, Dothideales, Saccotheciaceae. The record is from the annotation of a GenBank genome assembly.